GCGACUUAUGGAAACAUCCAGUGCCAGUUGGAGCUUGUCGCUCGCUCUUUUGCUCCAUAUUUUUCCCAAUAAGUUGCAUAAUAUAGAGACAUGCGACUCGAGGUUGACACGGUAUGAUACUAAUCGAUUUUAAAUGCUGUUAACAGAAAAAAUAUCACAUAACGGGUCUUGUUUAAAAAACCAUAGUAAUCUAUGAAUGUUUUUUUUUUUUGAAGACCCGUUACUUUCAAUAAUAUUGCCACCGUUUUGUGUCAAAAUCAACUAUCAAAAUCAAUUUGUCAUCAUCAUCAUCAAAAUUUCCGUCUGCAUUCAUCCAUUCCAUUUUCGCCUAAUGUCUUUUAAAAAUUCCUUAGUCAAAUCACUCAAAUCAGCCAAGCUUUAUGGACGCUACAUAUGCCGACCGGCAGUGCCAGUGAAUUCUUUGCAAACAGGCAUGUCUGCUAACAAAUAUUCCAAAAUCCAAGAAAAAAUUCACAAAUGUUCCCGAUAUACGAUUCAACAAAAAGCUACUGAUUGGGAUAAAGUUUACACUUACAAAAAUUUAACGGAAAACUACGAUUUUUUGAAUAAGGUUAUGCAAGAAAAAAAGCUGUGUUUCGAUCGAAUUAAGAAAAUCCAAAACCAUUGGCAUGAUGUUGCAAGAACAAGGAGGGUAAGGAACAAGGUUGCACCUCAAACCCAUUACCAACCCAACCAACCUGAUUCUGAUUUAUGGAAGAAAGUAAAGGAAAUGUACAAGAACUCGGACUUGUUAAUUGAACCUGAACCAGUAUCUUUGAAUUAUUGAUUACAAUAAUAAUAAACUUAUUUUAUACACUUUA
This is a messenger RNA of Ceutorhynchus assimilis (cabbage seed weevil), 821 nucleotides long. The record is from the annotation of a GenBank genome assembly. Lineage: Eukaryota; Metazoa; Arthropoda; Insecta; Coleoptera; Curculionidae.